AUGUCGCUCCUCCAGCCGGCCCGCUCGCUGCCGCGCAGCCUCGGCGUGCGCACGCUGCGCCACCGCGUCGCAUUCGCCUUCGACAUCGACGGCGUGCUCAAGGCCGGGCCCACGGUGCUCGAGCCGGCGCGCCGGGCGCUGCAGCUGCUCGAGGGCAACAAUGCACGCUCCGUGCGCGUGCCCUACGUCUACGUCACCAACGGCGGCGGGCCGUCCGAGACGGAGCGCGCGGCGCUGCUGCAGCGCGAGCUGGGCGUUCCGGUGUCGCCAACGCAGGUCAUCCAGGCGCACACGGUGAUGCAGUCGUUGGUGCAGGACUUUGGCGACAAGCCGGUGCUGAUGAUUGGCGGGCCAGAAGGCGUGCCCGGUGCCAGCCGUGCGGUGAUGGAAGGCUAUGGCUUCCGCGAUGUGUACACGGCGCAGGACAUCCAGGCCUGGGCGCCUCCGGUGUAUCCCUUUGCGAAGCUGGACCCAAGGUGGCACGAGGCUGGCGCUGUGCGGCAAGCAGACUUCUCGCAGGUGCACUUUGCCGCCAUCAUGGUCUUCCACGAUUCGCGCGACUGGGGUCGGGACAUUCAGCUGAUGUGCGAUGUGCUGCGCAGCCGCGACGGCGUCGUGGGCAAUGUCGGCGACGACACGCACCCGCAGGUGCCGCUCUUUUUCUCGCACGGCGACCUGCUCUGGGGCAAUGACUUUCUCGCCUCUCGCUUUGGCCAGGGCGCCUUCCAGCACGCCGUCGCUGCAGUCUACAAGGCCACUUCGGGCCGUGACCUCGUGGCGACGACGUUUGGCAAGCCCGAGCGGGGCACGUACGAGUAUGCGCACGAGCGGCUGCGCGCCCGCGCCGCUGAGCUGGGCCACGAGGCUGGCGAGCUGAAUACGUGGAUGGUCGGCGACAAUCCGGCGUCUGACAUUGCCGGUGCCAAUGGCUACGGCUGGGCCUCUGCACUCGUCCGCACGGGCGUCUUCCGCGACGUCGAGGGUCCGCCGGCGCACCAGCCGACGAUCAUCGUCGACGACGUGGAGGGCGCAGUCCUGCACGCGCUCGAGCAGGAGUGGGGCACCUCGGCACAGAGGAAGCACUGA
This is a messenger RNA of Tilletiopsis washingtonensis, 1086 nucleotides long. Its product is annotated as HAD-superfamily hydrolase. Gene Ontology annotation, biological process: glycerophospholipid biosynthetic process. The transcript has 7 exons. Gene Ontology annotation, cellular component: mitochondrion. The record is from RefSeq and is a predicted model, not a curated record. NCBI's taxonomy places the organism in Eukaryota, Fungi, Basidiomycota, Exobasidiomycetes, Entylomatales. Bases 1 to 1086 code for a protein of 361 amino acids.